Molecule: messenger RNA, 18055 nt
Organism: Oryzias latipes (Japanese medaka)
Lineage: Eukaryota; Metazoa; Chordata; Actinopteri; Beloniformes; Adrianichthyidae
Source: RefSeq, a predicted model, not a curated record
UAUGUCCUCCACAGUGCUUACCAAAACCAAUGACACUGCGGCAUUCUCUGGACUUACUGAAAAUUCAAAAGGUGAAAUCCCAUGGGACAUAAAGGAUUUGUCAACAGAUAUGUUUCCCAUUAGUAUUACAGACGUCACAUCCACUGACAUGUCAGUUACAUCCUCGUUUCAUAAAACAUCAAUAGACUCAGUGUUCAACGCUACACUAGCCAACACGGUCAGUGGAACGCAAAACACCACCACACCUACUUUAAUAACAGCCACCUCACAACCAACUACCCCACUUGAAAACUGGACGUCAAAAACACACCCAACCAGUUCUACUGAUGAUCUGAAUCUGGCCAGUGAUACUGCACACACCACUGUUCUUUUAGACACAUUUAAAAGCCCAGAAGCUGGCAAAAGAUCAGAAAUCAAUUUCCCAGCUUUCCUUACCACACGACACGACAGCACACACCCAACAAGUGUUACGCAAGUAUACAAGAAAAGCACAGAUGUUUCUGUCACAGAAAGAAACUAUCAAGGAUUGGCUGCAACAAAAGAUAGUAGUUUAUUGAGCAGUCGGUUUCCGGAUCUCAUGGUUAGCACUUCCGAUAAAGCGACUACAUCAACUGAUGACCAUUUAAGUAGUACUGGUCUGACAACCUCCUCUUUGCCAAAUGCCAGGCCUAAUGUACUUAUUUCCACCACAUUUGAUUCAGGGCAAAGUACCGAUUCUCUCAGUUCCCCCAGUGCAACCACAAUAAUACACAACAAAACCAUUGGUGGCCCAACAAUAUCUACUGACACCCCAGUAAAAAUCACAGCUCGCACAAACACAGGCUCUGAUUCUAAAAACUUGUUACCAACCACAACCAGUCAGAGUUGGUUGUCAAGUACUACCUCUGAUAUUACAACCUUCAAUAAUCCAAGUGCCUUCACAAACAACUGGACAACCAACAACAUUCAAAGCACUUUGAAAUCUGAACUGAAAGCCACCACUGACAUUCCAAUCACCACCAACAAGCAGCUUCUUUCACCCAAAGCAAACCAGACUACCAGCGAUGCAUUGAUUAUCACCCCUGCUACUGACACUAAGAACUCUGUCUACCCAACAACUGCAAUAUUAAGGGAGACAACCAGUAUGCCUGUCACAGAUGACAAUGGUUUAUCUACCAUGUUGUAUGAAGGUACUCCUGCCCCUACAACUCCCCAGACAAGCAGAGCCUCCGUGCCUAAAACUACUGAACAAAACACCAACACGGAAGCUAAGAUUUCCUCCAUUUCAGUCAAAAGCACUGAAAACCCACUAAUGAUUGAUGCCAUGGCAAACCUAAAAGACACUCUUAUAACCACAACAACUGCACUUACCACUAUGGCUUCCAUGACUAACACUACAGGAGUAAACAGUUGGACUGAUCCUUUGACUUAUACUACAACACAUCAUUUCACAAAUAUCCUUAACACAAGCUCUUCUACAACAACGGGACCUCCUGAAAUACCUGCUACCAGUGCCACAGUUUACUCAUCUAAAUCCAACAACACCCCAAUUCGGACCACACCACUUAGCAUUGGCACAAAAUCACCAAUAGCCACAGCUCUCGGUGAUGUCAAAGGUACUGAAAAUAGAAGUACAGUCACAGAAAACCUGUUCAAUAGUCCCCUCUCUACCUUGGCUUCUGAAACACCUAUUCAAAAUCAAGGUUCCGCUACCUCCAAUUGGACUGUCAACACAUUUAAAAGUGCAGCUUCGACCACUCAUGAAACAUUAAGUGACACUCCCCAAACCACCACAGAUCCCCAAACAAAUUCAGCUUUGAUUAUGUCCUCCACAGUGCUUACCAAAACCAAUGACACUGCGGCAUUCUCUGGACUUGCUGAAAAUUCAAAAGGUGAAAUCCCAAGGGACAUAAAGGAUUUGUCAACAGACAUGCAUCCCAGCAGUAUUACAGAUGUCACAUCCACUGACAUGUCAGUUACAUCCUCGUUUCAUAAAACAUCAAUAGACUCAGUGUUCAACGCUACACUAGCCAACACGAUCAGUGGAACGCAAAACACCACCACACCCACUUUAAUAACAGCCACCUCACAACCAACUACCCCACUUGAAAACUGGACGUCAAAAACACACCCAACCAGUUCUACUGAUGAUCUGAAUCUGGCCAGUGAUACUGCACACACCACUGUUCUUUUAGACACAUUUAAAAGCCCAGAAGCUGGCAAAAGAUCAGAAAUCAAUUUCCCAGCUUUCCUUACCACACGACACGACAGCACACACCCAACAAGUGUUACGCAAGUAUACAAGAAAAGCACAGAUGUUUCUGUCACAGAAAGAAACUAUCAAGGAUUGGCUGCAACGAAAGAUAGUAGUUUAUUGAGCAGUCGGUUUCCGGAUCUCAUGGUUAGCACUUCCGAUAAAGCGACUACAUCAACUGAUGACCAUUUAAGUAGUACUGGUCUGACAACCUCCUCUUUGCCAAAUGCCAGGCCUAAUGUACUUAUUUCCACCACAUUUGAUUCAGGGCAAAGUACCGAUUCUCUCAGUUCCCCCAGUGCAACCACAAUAACACACAGCAAAACCAUUGGUGGCCCAACAAUAUCUACUGACACCCCAGUAAAAAUCACAGCUCGCACAAACACAGGCUCUGAUUCUAAAAACUUGUUACCAACCACAACCAGUCAGAGUUGGUUGUCAAGUACUACCUCUGAUAUUACAACCUUCAAUAAUCCAAGUGCCUUCACAAACAACUGGACAACCAACAACAUUCAAAGCACUUUGAAAUCUGAACUGAAAGCCACCACUGACAUUCCAAUCACCACCAACAAGCAGCUUCUUUCACCCAAAGCAAACCAGACUACCAGCAAUGCAUUGAUUAUCACCCCUGCUACUGACACUAAGAACUCUGUCUACCCAACAACUGCAAUAUUAAGGGAGACAACCAGUAUGCCUGUCACAGAUGACAAUGGUUUAUCUACCAUGUUGUAUGAAGGUACUCCUGCCCCUACAACUCCCCAGACAAGCAGAGCCUCCGUGCCUAAAACUACUGAACAAAACACCAACACGGAAGCUAAGAUUUCCUCCAUUUCAGUCAAAAGCACUGAAAACCCACUAAUGAUUGAUGCCAUGGCAAACCUAAAAGACACUCUUAUAACCACAACAACUGCACUUACCACUAUGGCUUCCAUGACUAACACUACAGGAGUAAACAGUUGGACUGAUCCUUUGACUUAUACUACAACACAUCAUUUCACAAAUAUCCUUAACACAAGCUCUUCUACAACAACGGGACCUCCUGAAAUACCUGCUACCAGUGCCACAGUUUACUCAUCUAAAUCCAACAACACCCCAAUUCGGACCACACCACUUAGCAUUGGCACAAAAUCACCAAUAGCCACAGCUCUCGGUGAUGUCAAAGGUACUGAAAAUAGAAGUGCAGUCACAGAAAACCUGUUCAAUAGUCUCCUCUCUACCUUGGCUUCUGAAACACCUAUUCAAAAUCAAGGUUCCGCUACCUCCAAUUGGACUGUCAACACAUUUAAAAGUGCAGCUUCGACCACUCAUGAAACAUUAAGUGACACUCCCCAAACCACCACAGAUCCCCAAACAAAUUCAGCUUUGAUUAUGUCCUCCACAGUGCUUACCAAAACCAAUGACACUGCGGCAUUCUCUGGACUUGCUGAAAAUUCAAAAGGUGAAAUCCCAAGGGACAUAAAGGAUUUGUCAACAGACAUGCAUCCCAGCAGUAUUACAGAUGUCACAUCCACUGACAUGUCAGUUACAUCCUCGUUUCAUAAAACAUCAAUAGACUCAGUGUUCAACGCUACACUAGCCAACACGGUCAGUGGAACGCAAAACACCACCACACCCACUUUAAUAACAGCCACCUCACAACCAACUACCCCACUUGAAAACUGGACGUCAAAAACACACCCAACCAGUUCUACUGAUGAUCUGAAUCUGGCCAGUGAUACUGCACACACCACUGUUCUUUUAGACACAUUUAAAAGCCCAGAAGCUGGCAAAAGAUCAGAAAUCAAUUUCCCAGCUUUCCUUACCACACGACACGACAGCACACACCCAACAAGUGUUACGCAAGUAUACAAGAAAAGCACAGAUGUUUCUGUCACAGAAAGAAACUAUCAAGGAUUGGCUGCAACAAAAGAUAGUAGUUUAUUGAGCAGUCGGUUUCCGGAUCUCAUGGUUAGCACUUCCGAUAAAGCGACUACAUCAACUGAUGACCAUUUAAGUAGUACUGGUCUGACAACCUCCUCUUUGCCAAAUGCCAGGCCUAAUGUACUUAUUUCCACCACAUUUGAUUCAGGGCAAAGUACCGAUUCUCUCAGUUCCCCCAGUGCAACCACAAUAACACACAGCAAAACCAUUGGUGGCCCAACAAUAUCUACUGACACCCCAGUAAAAAUCACAGCUCGCACAAACACAGGCUCUGAUUCUAAAAACUUGUUACCAACCACAACCAGUCAGAGUUGGUUGUCAAGUACUACCUCUGAUAUUACAACCUUCAAUAAUCCAAGUGCCUUCACAAACAACUGGACAACCAACAACAUUCAAAGCACUUUGAAAUCUGAACUGAAAGCCACCACUGACAUUCCAAUCACCACCAACAAGCAGCUUCUUUCACCCAAAGCAAACCAGACUACCAGUGAUGCAUUGAUUAUCACCCCUGCUACUGACACUAAGAACUCUGUCUACCCAACAACUGCAAUAUUAAGGGAGACAACCAGUAUGCCUGUCACAGAUGACAAUGGUUUAUCUACCAUGUUGUAUGAAGGUACUCCUGCCCCUACAACUCCCCAGACAAGCAGAGCCUCCGUGCCUAAAACUACUGAACAAAACACCAACACGGAAGCUAAGAUUUCCUCCAUUUCAGUCAAAAGCACUGAAAACCCACUAAUGAUUGAUGCCAUGGCAAACCUAAAAGACACUCUUAUAACCACAACAACUGCACUUACCACUAUGGCUUCCAUGACUAACACUACAGGAGUAAACAGUUGGACUGAUCCUUUGACUUAUACUACAACACAUCAUUUCACAAAUAUCCUUAACACAAGCUCUUCUACAACAACGGGACCUCCUGAAAUACCUGCUACCAGUGCCACAGUUUACUCAUCUAAAUCCAACAACACCCCAAUUCGGACCACACCACUUAGCAUUGGCACAAAAUCACCAAUAGCCACAGCUCUCGGUGAUGUCAAAGGUACUGAAAAUAGAAGUGCAGUCACAGAAAACCUGUUCAAUAGUCUCCUCUCUACCUUGGCUUCUGAAACACCUAUUCAAAAUCAAGGUUCCGCUACCUCCAAUUGGACUGUCAACACAUUUAAAAGUGCAGCUUCGACCACUCAUGAAACAUUAAGUGACACUCCCCAAACCACCACAGAUCCCCAAACAAAUUCAGCUUUGAUUAUGUCCUCCACAGUGCUUACCAAAACCAAUGACACUGCGGCAUUCUCUGGACUUGCUGAAAAUUCAAAAGGUGAAAUCCCAAGGGACAUAAAGGAUUUGUCAACAGACAUGCAUCCCAGCAGUAUUACAGAUGUCACAUCCACUGACAUGUCAGUUACAUCCUCGUUUCAUAAAACAUCAAUAGACUCAGUGUUCAACGCUACACUAGCCAACACGGUCAGUGGAACGCAAAACACCACCACACCCACUUUAAUAACAGCCACCUCACAACCAACUACCCCACUUGAAAACUGGACGUCAAAAACACACCCAACCAGUUCUACUGAUGAUCUGAAUCUGGCCAGUGAUACUGCACACACCACUGUUCUUUUAGACACAUUUAAAAGCCCAGAAGCUGGCAAAAGAUCAGAAAUCAAUUUCCCAGCUUUCCUUACCACACGACACGACAGCACACACCCAACAAGUGUUACGCAAGUAUACAAGAAAAGCACAGAUGUUUCUGUCACAGAAAGAAACUAUCAAGGAUUGGCUGCAACAAAAGAUAGUAGUUUAUUGAGCAGUCGGUUUCCGGAUCUCAUGGUUAGCACUUCCGAUAAAGCGAUUACAUCAACUGAUGACCAUUUAAGUAGUACUGGUCUGACAACCUCCUCUUUGCCAAAUGCCAGGCCUAAUGUACUUAUUUCCACCACAUUUGAUUCAGGGCAAAGUACCGAUUCUCUCAGUUCCCCCAGUGCAACCACAAUAACACACAGCAAAACCAUUGGUGGCCCAACAAUAUCUACUGACACCCCAGUAAAAAUCACAGCUCGCACAAACACAGGCUCUGAUUCUAAAAACUUGUUACCAACCACAACCAGUCAGAGUUGGUUGUCAAGUACUACCUCUGAUAUUACAACCUUCAAUAAUCCAAGUGCCUUCACAAACAACUGGACAACCAACAACAUUCAAAGCACUUUGAAAUCUGAACUGAAAGCCACCACUGACAUUCCAAUCACCACCAACAAGCAGCUUCUUUCACCCAAAGCAAACCAGACUACCAGUGAUGCAUUGAUUAUCACCCCUGCUACUGACACUAAGAACUCUGUCUACCCAACAACUGCAAUAUUAAGGGAGACAACCAGUAUGCCUGUCACAGAUGACAAUGGUUUAUCUACCAUGUUGUAUGAAGGUACUCCUGCCCCUACAACUCCCCAGACAAGCAGAGCCUCCGUGCCUAAAACUACUGAACAAAACACCAACACGGAAGCUAAGAUUUCCUCCAUUUCAGUCAAAAGCACUGAAAACCCACUAAUGAUUGAUGCCAUGGCAAACCUAAAAGACACUCUUAUAACCACAACAACUGCACUUACCACUAUGGCUUCCAUGACUAACACUACAGGAGUAAACAGUUGGACUGAUCCUUUGACUUAUACUACAACACAUCAUUUCACAAAUAUCCUUAACACAAGCUCUUCUACAACAACGGGACCUCCUGAAAUACCUGCUACCAGUGCCACAGUUUACUCAUCUAAAUCCAACAACACCCCAAUUCGGACCACACCACUUAGCAUUGGCACAAAAUCACCAAUAGCCACAGCUCUCGGUGAUGUCAAAGGUACUGAAAAUAGAAGUGCAGUCACAGAAAACCUGUUCAAUAGUCUCCUCUCUACCUUGGCUUCUGAAACACCUAUUCAAAAUCAAGGUUCCGCUACCUCCAAUUGGACUGUCAACACAUUUAAAAGUGCAGCUUCGACCACUCAUGAAACAUUAAGUGACACUCCCCAAACCACCACAGAUCCCCAAACAAAUUCAGCUUUGAUUAUGUCCUCCACAGUGCUUACCAAAACCAAUGACACUGCGGCAUUCUCUGGACUUGCUGAAAAUUCAAAAGGUGAAAUCCCAAGGGACAUAAAGGAUUUGUCAACAGAUAUGUUUCCCAGCAGUAUUACAGACGUCACAUCCACUGACAUGUCAGUUACAUCCUCGUUUCAUAAAACAUCAAUAGACUCAGUGUUCAACGCUACACUAGCCAACACGGUCAGUGGAACGCAAAACACCACCACACCCACUUUAAUAACAGCCACCUCACAACCAACUACCCCACUUGAAAACUGGACGUCAAAAACACACCCAACCAGUUCUACUGGUGAUCUGAAUCUGGCCAGUGAUACUGCACACAUCACUGUUCUUUUAGACACAUUUAAAAGCCCAGAAGCUGGCAAAAGAUCAGAAAUCAAUUUCCCAGCUUUCCUUACCACACGACACGACAGCACACACCCAACAAGUGUUACGCAAGUAUACAAGAAAAGCACAGAUGUUUCUGUCACAGAAAGAAACUAUCAAGGAUUGGCUGCAACAAAAGAUAGUAGUUUAUUGAGCAGUCGGUUUCCGGAUCUCAUGGUUAGCACUUCCGAUAAAGCGACUACAUCAACUGAUGACCAUUUAAGUAGUACUGGUCUGACAACCUCCUCUUUGCCAAAUGCCAGGCCUAAUGUACUUAUUUCCACCACAUUUGAUUCAGGGCAAAGUACCGAUUCUCUCAGUUCCCCCAGUGCAACCACAAUAACACACAGCAAAACCAUUGGUGGCCCAACAAUAUCUACUGACACCCCAGUAAAAAUCACAGCUCGCACAAACACAGGCUCUGAUUCUAAAAACUUGUUACCAACCACAACCAGUCAGAGUUGGUUGUCAAGUACUACCUCUGAUAUUACAACCUUCAAUAAUCCAAGUGCCUUCACAAACAACUGGACAACCAACAACAUUCAAAGCACUUUGAAAUCUGAACUGAAAGCCACCACUGACAUUCCAAUCACCACCAACAAGCAGCUUCUUUCACCCAAAGCAAACCAGACUACCAGUGAUGCAUUGAUUAUCACCCCUGCUACUGACACUAAGGACUCUGUCUACCCAACAACUGCAAUAUUAAGGGAGACAACCAGUAUGCCUGUCACAGAUGACAAUGGUUUAUCUACCAUGUUGUAUGAAGGUACUCCUGCCCCUACAACUCCCCAGACAAGCAGAGCCUCCGUGCCUAAAACUACUGAACAAAACACCAACACGGAAGCUAAGAUUUCCUCCAUUUCAGUCAAAAGCACUGAAAACCCACUAAUGAUUGAUGCCAUGGCAAACCUAAAAGACACUCUUAUAACCACAACAACUGCACUUACCACUAUGGCUUCCAUGACUAACACUACAGGAGUAAACAGUUGGACUGAUCCUUUGACUUAUACUACAACACAUCAUUUCACAAAUAUCCUUAACACAAGCUCUUCUACAACAACGGGACCUCCUGAAAUACCUGCUACCAGUGCCACAGUUUACUCAUCUAAAUCCAACAACACCCCAAUUCGGACCACACCACUUAGCAUUGGCACAAAAUCACCAAUAGCCACAGCUCUCGGUGAUGUCAAAGGUACUGAAAAUAGAAGUGCAGUCACAGAAAACCUGUUCAAUAGUCUCCUCUCUACCUUGGCUUCUGAAACACCUAUUCAAAAUCAAGGUUCCGCUACCUCCAAUUGGACUGUCAACACAUUUAAAAGUGCAGCUUCGACCACUCAUGAAACAUUAAGUGACACUCCCCAAACCACCACAGAUCCCCAAACAAAUUCAGCUUUGAUUAUGUCCUCCACAGUGCUUACCAAAACCAAUGACACUGCGGCAUUCUCUGGACUUGCUGAAAAUUCAAAAGGUGAAAUCCCAAGGGACAUAAAGGAUUUGUCAACAGACAUGCAUCCCAGCAGUAUUACAGAUGUCACAUCCACUGACAUGUCAGUUACAUCCUCGUUUCAUAAAACAUCAAUAGACUCAGUGUUCAACGCUACACUAGCCAACACGAUCAGUGGAACGCAAAACACCACCACACCCACUUUAAUAACAGCCACCUCACAACCAACUACCCCACUUGAAAACUGGACGUCAAAAACACACCCAACCAGUUCUACUGAUGAUCUGAAUCUGGCCAGUGAUACUGCACACACCACUGUUCUUUUAGACACAUUUAAAAGCCCAGAAGCUGGCAAAAGAUCAGAAAUCAAUUUCCCAGCUUUCCUUACCACACGACACGACAGCACACACCCAACAAGUGUUACGCAAGUAUACAAGAAAAGCACAGAUGUUUCUGUCACAGAAAGAAACUAUCAAGGAUUGGCUGCAACAAAAGAUAGUAGUUUAUUGAGCAGUCGGUUUCCGGAUCUCAUGGUUAGCACUUCCGAUAAAGCGACUACAUCAACUGAUGACCAUUUAAGUAGUACUGGUCUGACAACCUCCUCUUUGCCAAAUGCCAGGCCUAAUGUACUUAUUUCCACCACAUUUGAUUCAGGGCAAAGUACCGAUUCUCUCAGUUCCCCCAGUGCAACCACAAUAACACACAGCAAAACCAUUGGUGGCCCAACAAUAUCUACUGACACCCCAGUAAAAAUCACAGCUCGCACAAACACAGGCUCUGAUUCUAAAAACUUGUUACCAACCACAACCAGUCAGAGUUGGUUGUCAAGUACUACCUCUGAUAUUACAACCUUCAAUAAUCCAAGUGCCUUCACAAACAACUGGACAACCAACAACAUUCAAAGCACUUUGAAAUCUGAACUGAAAGCCACCACUGACAUUCCAAUCACCACCAACAAGCAGCUUCUUUCACCCAAAGCAAACCAGACUACCAGUGAUGCAUUGAUUAUCACCCCUGCUACUGACACUAAGAACUCUGUCUACCCAACAACUGCAAUAUUAAGGGAGACAACCAGUAUGCCUGUCACAGAUGACAAUGGUUUAUCUACCAUGUUGUAUGAAGGUACUCCUGCCCCUACAACUCCCCAGACAAGCAGAGCCUCCGUGCCUAAAACUACUGAACAAAACACCAACACGGAAGCUAAGAUUUCCUCCAUUUCAGUCAAAAGCACUGAAAACCCACUAAUGAUUGAUGCCAUGGCAAACCUAAAAGACACUCUUAUAACCACAACAACUGCACUUACCACUAUGGCUUCCAUGACUAACACUACAGGAGUAAACAGUUGGACUGAUCCUUUGACUUAUACUACAACACAUCAUUUCACAAAUAUCCUUAACACAAGCUCUUCUACAACAACGGGACCUCCUGAAAUACCUGCUACCAGUGCCACAGUUUACUCAUCUAAAUCUACCAACACCCCAAUUCGGACCACACCACUUAGCAUUGGCACAAAAUCACCAAUAGCCACAGCUCUCGGUGAUGUCAAAGGUACUGAAAAUAGAAGUGCAGUCACAGAAAACCUGUUCAAUAGUCUCCUCUCUACCUUGGCUUCUGAAACACCUAUUCAAAAUCAAGGUUCCGCUACCUCCAAUUGGACUGUCAACACAUUUAAAAGUGCAGCUUCGACCACUCAUGAAACAUUAAGUGACACUCCCCAAACCACCACAGAUCCCCAAACAAAUUCAGCUUUGAUUAUGUCCUCCACAGUGCUUACCAAAACCAAUGACACUGCGGCAUUCUCUGGACUUGCUGAAAAUUCAAAAGGUGAAAUCCCAUGGGACAUAAAGGAUUUGUCAACAGACAUGCAUCCCAGCAGUAUUACAGAUGUCACAUCCACUGACAUGUCAGUUACAUCCUCGUUUCAUAAAACAUCAAUAGACUCAGUGUUCAACGCUACACUAGCCAACACGGUCAGUGGAACGCAAAACACCACCACACCCACUUUAAUAACAGCCACCUCACAACCAACUACCCCACUUAAAAACUGGACGUCAAAAACACACCCAACCAGUUCUACUGGUGAUCUGAAUCUGGCCAGUGAUACUGCACACACCACUGUUCUUUUAGACACAUUUAAAAGCCCAGAAGCUGGCAAAAGAUCAGAAAUCAAUUUCCCAGCUUUCCUUACCACACGACACGACAGCACACACCCAACAAGUGUUACGCAAGUAUACAAGAAAAGCACAGAUGUUUCUGUCACAGAAAGAAACUAUCAAGGAUUGGCUGCAACAAAAGAUAGUAGUUUAUUGAGCAGUCGGUUUCCGGAUCUCAUGGUUAGCACUUCCGAUAAAGCGAUUACAUCAACUGAUGACCAUUUAAGUAGUACUGGUCUGACAACCUCCUCUUUGCCAAAUGCCAGGCCUAAUGUACUUAUUUCCACCACAUUUGAUUCAGGGCAAAGUACCGAUUCUCUCAGUUCCCCCAGUGCAACCACAAUAACACACAGCAAAACCAUUGGUGGCCCAACAAUAUCUACUGACACCCCAGUAAAAAUCACAGCUCGCACAAACACAGGCUCUGAUUCUAAAGACUUGUUACCAACCACAACCAGUCAGAGUUGGUUGUCAAGUACUACCUCUGAUAUUACAACCUUCAAUAAUCCAAGUGCCUUCACAAACAACUGGACAACCAACAACAUUCAAAGCACUUUGAAACAUGAACUGAAAGCCACCACUGACAUUCCAAUCACCACCAACAAGCAGCUUCUUUCACCCAAAGCAAACCAAACUACCAGUGAUGCAUUGAUUAUCACCCCUGCUACUGACACUAAGAACUCUGUCUACCCAACAACUGCAAUAUUAAGGGAGACAACCAGUAUGCCUGUCACAGAUGACAAUGGUUUAUCUACCAUGUUGUAUGAAGGUACUCCUGCCCCUACAACUCCCCAGACAAGCAGAGCCUCCGUGCCUAAAACUACUGAACAAAACACCAACACGGAAGCUAAGAUUUCCUCCAUUUCAGUCAAAAGCACUGAAAACCCACUAAUGAUUGAUGCCAUGGCAAACCUAAAAGACACUCUUAUAACCACAACAACUGCACUUACCACUAUGGCUUCCAUGACUAACACUACAGGAGUAAACAGUUGGACUGAUCCUUUGACUUAUACUACAACACAUCAUUUCACAAAUAUCCUUAACACAAGCUCUUCUACAACAACGGGACCUCCUGAAAUACCUGCUACCAGUGCCACAGUUUACUCAUCUAAAUCCAACAACACCCCAAUUCGGACCACACCACUUAGCAUUGGCACAAAAUCACCAAUAGCCACAGCUCUCGGUGAUGUCAAAGGUACUGAAAAUAGAAGUGCAGUCACAGAAAACCUGUUCAAUAGUCUCCUCUCUACCUUGGCUUCUGAAACACCUAUUCAAAAUCAAGGUUCCGCUACCUCCAAUUGGACUGUCAACACAUUUAAAAGUGCAGCUUCGACCACUCAUGAAACAUUAAGUGACACUCCCCAAACCACCACAGAUCCCCAAACAAAUUCAGCUUUGAUUAUGUCCUCCACAGUGCUUACCAAAACCAAUGACACUGCGGCAUUCUCUGGACUUGCUGAAAAUUCAAAAGGUGAAAUCCCAUGGGACAUAAAGGAUUUGUCAACAGACAUGCAUCCCAGCAGUAUUACAGAUGUCACAUCCACUGACAUGUCAGUUACAUCCUCGUUUCAUAAAACAUCAAUAGACUCAGUGUUCAACGCUACACUAGCCAACACGGUCAGUGGAACGCAAAACACCACCACACCCACUUUAAUAACAGCCACCUCACAACCAACUACCCCACUUAAAAACUGGACGUCAAAAACACACCCAACCAGUUCUACUGGUGAUCUGAAUCUGGCCAGUGAUACUGCACACACCACUGUUCUUUUAGACACAUUUAAAAGCCCAGAAGCUGGCAAAAGAUCAGAAAUCAAUUUCCCAGCUUUCCUUACCACACGACACGACAGCACACACCCAACAAGUGUUACGCAAGUAUACAAGAAAAGCACAGAUGUUUCUGUCACAGAAAGAAACUAUCAAGGAUUGGCUGCAACAAAAGAUAGUAGUUUAUUGAGCAGUCGGUUUCCGGAUCUCAUGGUUAGCACUUCCGAUAAAGCGAUUACAUCAACUGAUGACCAUUUAAGUAGUACUGGUCUGACAACCUCCUCUUUGCCAAAUGCCAGGCCUAAUGUACUUAUUUCCACCACAUUUGAUUCAGGGCAAAGUACCGAUUCUCUCAGUUCCCCCAGUGCAACCACAAUAACACACAGCAAAACCAUUGGUGGCCCAACAAUAUCUACUGACACCCCAGUAAAAAUCACAGCUCGCACAAACACAGGCUCUGAUUCUAAAGACUUGUUACCAACCACAACCAGUCAGAGUUGGUUGUCAAGUACUACCUCUGAUAUUACAACCUUCAAUAAUCCAAGUGCCUUCACAAACAACUGGACAACCAACAACAUUCAAAGCACUUUGAAACAUGAACUGAAAGCCACCACUGACAUUCCAAUCACCACCAACAAGCAGCUUCUUUCACCCAAAGCAAACCAAACUACCAGUGAUGCAUUGAUUAUCACCCCUGCUACUGACACUAAGAACUCUGUCUACCCAACAACUGCAAUAUUAAGGGAGACAACCAGUAUGCCUGUCACAGAUGACAAUGGUUUAUCUACCAUGUUGUAUGAAGGUACUCCUGCCCCUACAACUCCCCAGACAAGCAGAGCCUCCGUGCCUAAAACUACUGAACAAAACACCAACACGGAAGCUAAGAUUUCCUCCAUUUCAGUCAAAAGCACUGAAAACCCACUAAUGAUUGAUGCCAUGGCAAACCUAAAAGACACUCUUAUAACCACAACAACUGGACUUACCACUAUGGCUUCCAUGACUUACACUACAGGAGUAAACAGUUGGACUGAUCCUUUGACUUAUACUACAACACAUCAUUUUACAAAUAUCCUUAACACAAGCUCUUCUACAACAACGGGACCUCCUGAAAUACCUGCUACCAGUGCCAUAGUUUACUCAUCUAAAUCCAACAACACCCCAAUUCGGACCACACCACUCAGCAUUGGCACAAAAUCACCAAUAGCCACAGCUCUCGGUGAUGUCAAAGGUACUGAAAAUAGAAGUACAGUCACAGAAAACCUGUUCAAUAGUCUCCUCUCUACCUUGGCUUCUGAAACACAUAUUCAAAAUCAAGGUUCCGCUACCUCCAAUUGGACUGUCAACACAUUUAAAAGUGCAGCUUCGACCACUCAUGAAACAUUAAGUGACACUCCCCAAACCACCACAGAUCCCCAAACAAAUUCAGCUUUGAUUAUGUCCUCCACAGUGCUUACCAAAACCAAUGACACUGCGGCAUUUUCUGGACUUGCUGAAAAUUCAACAGGUGAAAUCCCAAGGGACAUAAAGGAUUUGUCAACAGACAUGCAUCCCAGCAGUAUUACAGAUGUCACAUCCACUGACAUGUCAGUUACAUCCUCGUUUCAUAAAACAUCAAUAGACUCAGUGUUCAACGCUACACUAGCCAACACGAUCAGUGGAACGCAAAACACCACCUCACCCACUUUAAUAACAGCCACCUCACAACCAACUACCCCCCUUGAAAACUGGACGUCAAAAACACACCCAACCAGAAAGCAGCUUCUUUCACCCAAAGCAAACCAGACUACCAGCGAUGCAUUGAUUAUCCCUCCAUCCGCUAUCAGUAAAAUAUCUGUCUACUCAGACACCAACAUAUUUAUGCAGUUUACCACCUUGUCUCCGACCAAUGAAGACUUCUUGUCUGCCAUAAUAUACAACAGUUCUUCUAUAUCCACAACUCCCAUUUAUCAGACCUCCAGCAUUUUUGGGUCUAAACAUACAGUUUCCACAAGCACGUAUCUUUCAACUUCUCCCGAAUCACAGCUAUUGCAUCUCGUUGAGGUGCAUUCUUCCACUAUGUCAGGACCAAAUUCCCAGCCUUUUUCAAAACCAAAACCUUCAAAUUUAUUAAGACCGCAACCUCAACCAAUUCACACGCCAAACCCUUACCGUUAUCUUAAACCAAGUACCCCCGCUCCAUUGAGACCUCGCCCCCAACCGACUUCAAGGCCAAAGCCUUUUCAUGUUCUUGAACCAAAUCUUCCCUGUUUGUCAAGACCACGACCUCAAACACCUCCUCGGCCAAUGCCUUCUCCAUUUCUACACCCACAUCCUCCUACUAUGUUAACUCCACGUCCCCAACCAGCUCCAAUGCCAAACCCUUCCCCUUACAUGGAGCAAAAUCCUUCCACUCAUUUAAGACCUUCUUUACAAUUGGCUCCAAUGCCAAAGCCCUCAUAUUAUUCAGAGCCAAACUCUCACACUUGGUCAAGACCCCGUCCACAAACGGCUUCAAGGCCAAAGCCUAUCCGCUUUACAGAACAAAAUCCCCCUACUAAACUAAGACCUCUUCCUCAUCCUGUUACAAGGCCAAAGCCUUCCCGUUUUUCGGAUCCAAAUCCCCCUUCUAAAUCAAGACCUGUUCCUUAUCCUGUUACAAGGCCAAAGCCUUCCCGUUUUUUGGAACCACAUCCCCCUUCUAAAUCAAGACCUAGUCCUCAUCCUGUUACAAGGCCAAAACCUUCCCGUUUCUUGGAACCACACCCCCCUUCUAAAUCAAGACCUAGUCCUCAUCCUGUUAAAAGGCCAAAGCCUUCCCGUUUCUUGGAACCACAUCCCCCUUCUAAAUCAAGACCUGUUCCUCAUCCUGUUACAAGGCCAAAGCCUUCCCGUUUCUUGGAACCACAACCCCCUUCUAAAUCAAGACUUAGUCCUCAUCCUGUUACAAGGCCAAAGCCUUCCCGUUUCUUGGAACCACAACCCCCUUCUAAAUCAAGACCUGUUCCUCAUCCUGUUAAAAGGCCAAAGCCUUCCCGUUUUUUGGAACCACAUCCACCUUCUAAAUCAACACCUGUUCCUCAUCCUGUUAAAAGGCCAAAGCCUUCCCGUUUCUUGGAACCACAACCCCCUUCUAAAUCAAGACCUGGUCCUCAUCCUGUUAAAAGGCCAAAGCCUUCCCGUUUCUUGGAACCACAACCCCCUUCUAAAUCAAGACCUGUUCCUCAUCCUGUUAAAAGGCCAAAGCCUUCCCGUUUUUUGGAACCACAACCCCCUUCUAAAUCAAGACUUAGUCCUCAUCCUGUUACAAGGCCAAAGCCUUCCGGUUUUUUGGAACCAAAUCCCCCUUCUAAAUCAAGACCUAGUCCUCAUCCUGUUAAAAGGCCAAAGCUUUCUCAUUUUUUGGAACCACAUCCCCCUUCUAAAUCAAGACCUAGUCCUCAUCCUGUUACAAGGCCAAAGCCUUCACAUUUUUUGGAACCAAAUUACCCAAUUAAAUUCAAACCUCGUCCUCAUCCUCCUUCGAGACCAAAUCCCUCCCGUUUUCUAAAACCAACAACUCCUACUCGGCUAAGACCUAGGCCUCUUCCCCAACCAGCUCCCAUGCCAAAGCCCUCUUAUUCACUGGAGCCACAUCUUCCCACUCAUUUAAGACCUCACCCCCAACCGGCUCAGAGGCCAGAGCCUUCCUAUCAUCUAGAACAAAGUCCUCCUAGACCUCAUCCACAAAUUGCUUCAAGACCACAGCCUUCCCAUUUUUUAGAACCAAAUCCCCUUACUCAGUUAAGACCUAGUCCCCAAAUGGCUCCAAGACCAAAGCCAUCUCUUUUCCUAGAAACAAACCCCUCACCUUUGUUAAGGCCUCAUCCCAAACCAGUUCCCAGGCCAAAGCCUUCCCGUUUCUUGAAACCGAGUUCCCCCUCCCUAUUAAGACCACAUCUCCAACCAGCUCCAGGGCCAAAGCCUUCUCAUUUCCAGGUACCAAAUCCUCCCACUGUGUUAAGACAACAUCCCCAGCUGGCUUCAAAACCACGGCAUGUACAAUUAUUGGACUCAAAACCUUCCACUUUGUCAAGACCACAACCUCCCAGGUUCCUGCUCCCAAACAAUCCAAACUAUUCACAAGCGCGACCUUUGUCAAACUCCAAGCCCCAGCUACAAGGCCUCCUUAGACAGGAGAGUCCAAACUUAUCAAAACCUCAGCCAACCAGCUUUCAUAUGCCACAGCCCCCAGACUUUACCAAGCAACGAGGCUCCUUUGUUUCAAGGUUGCACCAUUUUAAUCUUUAUAAGCCACAACCUACAAUGUUUACAAAGCCACAAUAUCCAGUUUUUGCCAGGCCUCAGCCUUUUAACAUAAUCAGGCCAAGGCCCAGAAAGGUGAAUCCCUCAAGCCCACAAAAGCCACAGUACCCUCAUGUCUACAGACCACAGACUGCAGCUCUAUCAAGACCAAGGAGGUUUCACAUCAAUGUACCCACCUGAAUUCAGCCCCAAGUCCAACAGACAACCUCUUUUUGAUAAGCGACAUGUUAAAUCAAAAUGAGGAUUUAAGAGGGAGUGUGAAGGAAUAUCAGAUGUAUCUUUGUACUUUCAUAAGAUGAAAACUACCUCAUCAGAGGACCAUAAGUCUGAAAGCUGCAUCAAAUGUUAGAGAUUAAACAAGCCAGUAAUUCAUCAUCAGCUCUCCACACAAACAAACUUCCCCUCUUAAGACCCAAGCUAAUAUUUGAGGUAACUCUCUAAAUAUGUAGUCACAGGGCUGAAGUUAAUCAGAAUACCCUACGGUGGAAAUAUAACCAAGAUGGGAUGUCAACGUUUGAGGAUGCCAGGUCCUGAGAAGCUAAUAAGCAAAGUGAGAGCAACUGUUUUGAUGAAAAAAAGACAUUAACGUACCAUCACUGUGAGAGGAUACCUGCUCUGCUAUCUGAGCCCCUGCUGCUUCCAUCUGUUUCAGCUAAGACUUAAUAAAAUGUACCCAGAGUUUUGACGAUGUUUUCUCAAAGUUCCUUGUCUUUUGUCUUUUCUUGGUGAGUUUACCUCUCUGUAAUGGUGCUUAUUGUAAAGAAAUGUUAUCAUUGAAACUGAAAAACAAGUUUUCUGGAUUCUGCA